Messenger RNA from Aspergillus mulundensis, 1116 nucleotides. RefSeq names its product alpha-hydroxy acid oxidase. The coding region runs from base 1 to 1116 and encodes 371 amino acids. The transcript is spliced from 8 exons. The record is from RefSeq and is a predicted model, not a curated record. NCBI's taxonomy places the organism in Eukaryota, Fungi, Ascomycota, Eurotiomycetes, Eurotiales, Aspergillaceae. Gene Ontology annotation, molecular function: FMN binding; oxidoreductase activity.
AUGGCGAACCGAGGGAGGACUCUUGACCAGCAGGUCUACUGCAUCAAAGACCUAGAGCGAAUUGGCUCGGCCAAAAUGGAGAAGAGCUAUCGGGAAUACUACAAUGAGGGUGCCAUGGAUCUGAUCACACUACGAGCGAACGAAUCCGCCUACGAUCGAUACAUGAUCCGUCCUCGCGUCCUGCGCAAACUGUCCACCCUCGACACCAGCACGACAAUCGUCGGAUGCAAGGUCAAGUUCCCCUUUGGGUUCUCCCCAACCGCCCACCAGAAGCUAGCCCAUCCGGAUGGAGAAGAAGCUACGUCAAGAGCUUGCGCGAACCUCGAUACCCUGAUGGGCUUGUCGAAUUACUCCACAAUCGAGCUUGAGAAGGUUAUAUCGCACAGCAAGGGAAACCCCUACGUGAUGCAAAUGAGUUUGUUGAAGAACAAGGAUGCCAUGGUUAGAAUGAUCAAACGCGCUGAGGCUGCUGGCUUCAAGGCCUUGUUUGUAACGCUCGACGUACCCUACCUAGGUCGUCGACUAAACGAGUUCCGAAACAACUUCGGCGUGCCCCAGGGCAUGGAAUACCCGAACCUUUUCCCUGGUGUUGAUGUGACGAAUCUCGAGGACGGCGACGACUCAAUGGCUUACGACAACGACAUCGAAUGGUCCGACAUCAUGCCCUUCUUCCGGAAACACACGAAAAUGCAGAUCUGGGGCAAAGGCAUUUACACGGCGGCGGACGCGGAAUUAGCCAUACAGCACGGAUUCGACGGCAUCGUCAUCUCAAACCACGGCGGCCGCCAACUAGACAGCGUCCCCGCUUCCCUCGAUGUCCUCCGCGAGGUCGUCCCCGUUGCAAAGGGCAAGAUCCCCAUUGCCGUUGACGGCGGUAUCAGGCGUGGUACGGACAUCUUUAAGGCUCUUGCGCUCGGCGCGGACUUUUGUCUUGCUGGGAGACCGGCCAUUUGGGGAUUAGCGUAUGACGGGCAACGCGGCGUGGAGCUUGCCCUCAACCUACUUUAUGAUGAAUUUCGGACGUGCAUGGCCUUGGCUGGUUGCAAGAGCGUGUCCGAGAUCCAGAGGGAGCAUGUCUCGCUCCUGCAGCCGGAUGGCCGCCUCUUGAAGCUUUGA